Molecule: messenger RNA, 1628 nt
Organism: Austrofundulus limnaeus
Lineage: Eukaryota; Metazoa; Chordata; Actinopteri; Cyprinodontiformes; Rivulidae
Product: structural maintenance of chromosomes protein 1B
Biological process (GO): sister chromatid cohesion
Cellular component (GO): nucleus; meiotic cohesin complex
Molecular function (GO): DNA binding
Source: RefSeq, a predicted model, not a curated record
GAAGAGAAGAAACUGUUGGACGCAGUGGAAGAGGGUCAGAAUGAGCUGCUGGAGCUGAAAAACCAGCUGCUCACCAAAAAAGACCAAGUGGCUUCGGCCAAAGCUGAGUUGCACCAGAAGUCUCAAGAGCUUCAAGACAUUAACAAAGAGUUGGUGAAACUUCAGCGGGAAGUGAUGUCUGCAGAGACUGCCUUGGAGCAGAAACGUAUGGUUAGACACAAUAUGCUACUGGCCUGCAAAAUUCAAGACCUGCCAAUCAUUCUGCUGUCAGGCAACCUGAAUGAAAUUAGUGAGGUGCAGCUGGGCACAGAUUCUGAAAGUACCUCAGCCACUCUGGACAUUUAUGAGAGAGAAGCACAGCUCGUCAUUGACUACUCGGAGCUGGAGGAAGAGCUGGAGAUAUUGGAGAAUGAGAAGGAGAGAAAGGCCUACAGUGAGAAGCUGAAGGAGUCAAUCUCCUCCCUGGAGGGAGUUCUUCAUCACACUGCUGCACCUAAUCUAAAAGCUCUGGAGAAAAUGAAGGAGGUGAGGGACAAGUUACAUGGACUGACUGCAGCUUUUGAUGCCAGCACUAGAGCAUCCAGAAAGUGUAACCAGGAGUUUGAGCAAGUCAAAUCUCGGCGUUUCAACCUGUUCAGUCAGUGUUUUGAGCAUGUGUCUAUUGUGAUUGAUCAAAUCUAUAAAAGAAUUUGCAGAAACAGCAGCGCUCAGGCCAUUCUCAGUGCUGAGAAUCCAGAUGAGCCAUAUUUAGGUGGCAUCAACUACAACUGUGUGGCUCCAGGGAAACGCUUCAUGUCCAUGGACAACCUGUCAGGUGGAGAAAAGGCUAUCGCUGCGCUUGCCUUCCUGUUUGCCAUCCACAGCUUCCGCCCCGCUCCAUUCUUCAUCUUGGAUGAGGUGGACGCAGCUCUGGACAACACUAAUAUUGGCAAGGUGACCAGUUUCAUCAGAGAGGAGUCCAAGCAGAACAUGCAGAUCAUCGUCAUCUCCCUGAAGGAGGAGUUUUUCUCCCAAGCUGACGCUCUGCUGGGAGUCUAUUCCGACUUGGACGAAUGUAUGUUCAGCCGCAUUCUGACCCUGGACCUGCGUCCUUUCUCGCUGUUUGAAGAGGACAACGGGACAGAAACUGAGGAGACCUGAGCAGACAGAGGACAGGGUGUCUGUGGCCCAGAAUCACCUGCUCAAGGCUGAAGUCUGUCUCCAGUUCUGAUGUGUUAAUUGGCAGUUCUUAGAGUUUUUAUCUCGAGUCAUUUAGUUGUGUUUGAUGACCACUCUGUUCUGCUGUAGGUGUUUUACUAAAUAGGUGUCAGUAAACAGGUUUUUGUAAUUCAAUGAAGUGUUUACUGGGGUAAGGUUCACAUUUUUGACACACUUGAUUAGUUUUGAAAGCUACUUGACAUGUUGGGUGUUUUGUCAAAAAAAAUCUGUCAUGCAAUAUCUGAGCAAAUAAGAGAAAGGAGUUAAAGUCUAAAAUGUCAUCAGUAUGGCCUAAAGGGAAAAUAAUGAUUAUUUUGUGUUAUACAGUUUUAAAAAGCUUGAAUAUUAGUGUGUUCACUACCAGUUUUAUUGUAAAUGUUUGAAAGUUGUCCUUUUACAUUACUUUUAUUCAUUAAAUACAUAGCUCCAAA